GGGGAGGAGGAGGGUGAGGGUGAGGGUGAGGGGGUUGGGGAUGAUGCGGCGGGGUGGCGCCGGGUAGCGGGCGGGUUGCGCGGGAAGAGGGCGCUGCAUAUAUCGCUGCGGUAUGAGAUGGCGUCUUGCACCGCGCUCAUGCUGCCUCCGUUGGUGGGGGAUGGGGAGAGUGCGGUCGAGGGUGCGAACAUGCGGUUUUCGGUCGGCGGCCACGGCGGUGGGGGCGGUGCAGAUGAUGAGAUGGAUUGGGAGCGCUCGGUCAACCCGGCCCAUUUUCUCUCCCUGCCGCUCCUCCUCGUGCGCAUGCCGCCGCCGCUCAAAAGCAUCAUCGGCGAGUUUCUGUCGACGACGUUCGAUUGCCGUGUCAGCCCCAUGCGGCUGGGUACGCGGAGCCUGGUGCACAUCUGGGAGGCGUGGAUCAAGUCCGCCGGUCUGCCCUCUCGAGGGCCGCUUUCGAGGGAUAUGGUGCUGACUCUCGGGUUUUAUGUCCCGCCGCCUAACGCUGCGCCAGCACAACCUUCCAAAGAGGAAGCCGGAACGGAGCCGCAUCAACCCUUGGGUCUUAGGUCCGUCGACGUCAUUAUUCCUGCUAUGGAACUGCGGAAGUUUGCCGACGCUGGCGAACGCGUGGUCACAACACAGGGCAAGCAGGGAGCUUCACCGGCAGGGUGGGGAUGGGAAAGCGACCCGAAAAAGCGGAGGAAAUUGGCGGGCCGCUUAUACGAAGAAGGCUGGGAGUGGCGAGCUGAAUCGCAGGAUGGUGGCCCUGCGAAUCACCAGCCGUUCACCGAGGCAUUAGCACGCUACUUGAAUGACCAUCUCGCGCUGAAUCUCUUCCAUCCAGGCGUCAGGGUUAUCAAGAUUGCCUGCGGGGGGUUUGCCAUAUCGGAAUCACGGCUAAAGCUGUUUGCCCCGGCGAGUUUAGGGGAUGCUGAGGACGGAGAUUCGCCUGUCCUCGCGCAGAAGGGGGCCGUGUUAGAACUGCUUGGCAGCCUAGUUGACAAGGCCCAGCUUCAACCGAUGGCGCUAUAAAGUUGGCUCCGGGGGAGCUGGAGGUUAUGAGACAACCUUUAUAUAGUUUUGUGUUUCAUAGUUGGCGUUCGGUGGGAUGGACAUGAUACCCCAACGGAGCCCGACAUUGCUGGUCGCGGCCUGUGAAUGAACUCUGAUGAAUGAAUCUACUUUCGAUAUCAAUGAUGGGACCGGUGUCUGGAAAAGGGAAACUACUUAAGCGCCCAGGUUUUGCUCAGACUGCAUUACACAACGGCACAUGGCUACCUUAGCUGGAUGUCGGUAAAGGCUUUGGACCGCCAGCACCAUUUCUCAACCUGACUCAUAGCCUCAAGCACCCAACAACUCGAAGAAGCAUAUCAACGUAACAGACACGUCUGUUCACUUUGCGGUUUCAGGGUC
Molecule: messenger RNA, 1413 nt
Organism: Chaetomium fimeti
Lineage: Eukaryota; Fungi; Ascomycota; Sordariomycetes; Sordariales; Chaetomiaceae
Product: kinetochore complex Sim4 subunit Fta1-domain-containing protein
Exons: 1
Coding region: 118-1032 (304 amino acids)
Source: RefSeq, a predicted model, not a curated record